CAUCAGACCUAAACCACACUCAGAUCCAUAGAUCGGUAGUUCUGGUUCAACACUCUCAUAGUUCUCUGGAAACCGGCAGCCCAGCGGAAACGAGAAUCGACCGUUGGAAAACUUCAACGGUCGAGAAGUUUCGAAAUUUGAACCGUCGUCUUAUGCGACGGAAACCCUUCCCAACGGGCACUUCUUCGACUCCCCAGAGAGAAGCCGAAGAGGAGAGUAGUCUGCCGUUGCUUCUUGCAAGGGAAAAAGGAGAGAUUUUUCAGCGGAAGAAUAAGAAGAAGGAUUUUCCGAUGGAUUUCUCCAAGAAAAGUCUCUCUCCAAACUCGCGUUUUGGCAUCCUGAAUCCCACCCCUUCUGAUUAUCAGAGAAGAAGCAUUGCCGGGGAAAUCACCCAAGAAGCCGAUGAGAACGGUGGGCAUUUUCACAAAGCUUGUGGACUAAGAUCACAAAAUCCAGGGAAAGAAACCAAGAACUUCAACGCUACAACCACAUCAGCUCUUUCGAAGAAGAAGAUUUUAGCCGAGAAGAAUGAUGCUCCCUUCUCAGGUUCUUAUGAUCUCUACCACGACAUAACCCCACAAGCAAAUGCCACGGUGGGUUUGGGCCAUUUCGAUGCCCAUUCUCCUGUCAUGCCCCUUUGUUCAAAUGUCUCCGAGUCUGGAGAUCACAAUGUAGUCAGCUCUGAUUGUUCUCAUCUGACUUCUUAUGAUCCGCUGAUCAAUUACACAUCCCCGAGGCCAGAGUUCCUCCGCUACAACCCAAAUAGGCGCAAAGAAAUUCUCCGGCGCAUAGAGGGAGAGAUGAAGGAUGAAGAAGAGGGAUCAAGGGCAGACUCGAGCUCUUCAUAUGGUUCCAAAAAGAUCUUCAUAGAGGAAUCUUCGCCUUUGCAGACAUCAGUUCAAGAUAAAGAUGUUCAGGAAAGCAAGGAGGGUGUCAGUGAUCCCUACGAUGAUGAGACAGAAGAAGAGGAGAUGGAAGUGAGACCGAGGUACUCGAGAAUUGCAUGGAGGUUAUUUCUUCUACUUGGGGUUUUGCUGCCCUCAUUCUUUUACAUAUCUUGUAUGAAUUAUGCUCCUGCUCCUUCUUUACAAGAAUAUGGAGGUCUUGAAGAAAAUUAUCACAUGAUUCAAGAUGGAGGGCUUGAUCAACGAUCCCAUCAUCAGAACAAAUUUCCUGGAAAUUUCUUGGGGACUUUAAUAGGAUCGUCUAGCAAGUGCCUAGAUAUACAUCAAAGGGAAUUAACUUGUGCAAUCGGCCGUGUUAAAGGGGAAGAAGGCUCUGAAGAAAAGGAAUCUUUUGAUGGAACUGAAGUGGUAACAGAAAGAGAUGGAGGUGCAUGGGUCCAGGAUGGAACAUUAAGUGGUGGUGACUUAGCGGCUGAAGAAAUGAGUGAUGAGGUAAUUAGUUCUACUGAGAUUGAGCGGGAAGCAUACAUUGAAGAAAACAGCAAGGCAAGCACAGAUGCAGGGAGUGAAAAAGUUGAGAUUUUGGGAGCUGAGUUAGUAGAGGUACAGAGUAUUGCUCAGCUUUUGAACGAAUCUUCACAAAUUUCAGAGGCAGAAUUACUUGCAAUUGACUCAUCAGUUGGUCAAGAUGCGCAAAUUGAUCUUUUUGGUUCUUUUGAACUAGAGAAAGAUUUUGGAGAGGAGGCACAAGUUAUGGGCAAUUUGGAGGUUGCUGUCUUUGCAAGUUCCUCAAUUCAAAAUGGUUUCAAGCCAGAAGAAUCUGAAAUCUCCAGUAAUUCUGUUAUAGAAUCAAAAUGGGACCGCAUUUCUUUGUUUGCAUCAAAGUAUGUGUUUCAACUGCUAUAUGUUUUCAUAUUUUUGUCUAUGAUACUUGGGUUCAAUGGCUUGCACAAAUACUUCCCAAAGUUCCACAAGAACUUAACACCUGCUUCUCACAUUCCUCCUGCUUCUGAGUUAACACUUGAGAAGAAAAAUAGUUCACUCAUGUCUGAGAAGGAAGAAGUGAGGAACAAUGGUAGUGAUUCAGAUGCUCAUCAUAGGCCUCUGGCUCACCCGAAUGAUGAACAUAAGAAAUUUAUUAGAGUUCAACCACCAACAGCGGCAUUGCUCGUGGAGUUCUCUGUCGUAGAGGGAACUGUCUCCGGAACAUGUCCUGGUCAGAAAGUGAGAAGAGGGUUAGCUGACUCAGCUGAGGAAUCCCACUUCUCCCAAUCUCAUAGUAAGAUGUCAGCGAAGAGGAACCUUUCAUCUUCAGCUAAUAAGGUUUAUCCAUCUCCUUCAGAGUCUUCAUUAGCACCAGAAUCCAUUUCAGCUGGAAAUUCUCCUUCUCAGCAGCUGCAAAGAAGAAAGGAUGCUGGAGAUAGGGAAGAGGUAGUCAAACUGGUAGCCACUCCUCUGAGGCGCUCAAGCCGAAUCCGCAAUCAAGUUACUUCUCCUUGAGCUGAACACGAGAUGGCUCUUGAGUGCUGAUUGUUUUCACCCAUGAUAGAGAUUCUGAAACAGUAUUCUGUUGUUUCAUGUUCUGAUCUCUUUGACAUGGUGUAUAUCGACAAGAUAAAUGCUUGCUUGCAUUGCUGUACUACAUGCAACUGAGUGGCUAUAUUUAACAUGUAAUUCUUUUAUCCUACUCAACUCUGCAUGAACAGAAAGCUGGGAAGGCUGAGAGUGAAUCUUUUUAUAAUUUUUGUGUUUACUAGAAUAAUAUGCUAUUUCUUUUUUC
This is a messenger RNA of Phoenix dactylifera (date palm), 2685 nucleotides long. RefSeq lists its product as uncharacterized. Lineage: Eukaryota; Viridiplantae; Streptophyta; Magnoliopsida; Arecales; Arecaceae. The record is from RefSeq and is a predicted model, not a curated record.